CUGGUUCCCUCCCUCAGCAACUUCCUGCUUAGCGCCGCCUCCGCAAUCUGCUUCCGGGGCAUUGUCGGCUCGCGCUGGUCUUUGGCCGGCUCCGCGGCGGCCGGGAGCAGCGGGGAUCAUGGCUCGAAAUGCAGAAAAGGCUAUGACGGCCUUGGCAAGAUUUCGCCAGGCUCAGCUUGAGGAAGGAAAAGUUAAGGAACGAAGACCUUUUCUUGCAUCAGAAUGUAAUGAGUUACCUAAAGCUGAGAAAUGGAGGCGUCAGAUUAUUGGAGAAAUUUCCAAGAAAGUGGCACAGAUUCAAAAUGCUGGUUUAGGUGAAUUCAGAAUUCGAGACUUGAAUGAUGAAAUUAAUAAACUCCUAAGAGAAAAGGGACACUGGGAGGUUCGGAUAAGAGAGCUGGGAGGUCCUGAUUAUGCAAGAGUUGGUCCUAAAAUGCUAGAUCACGAAGGAAAGGAAGUUCCAGGAAACAGGGGUUACAAAUACUUUGGAGCCGCUAAAGAUUUACCAGGUGUCAGAGAGCUCUUUGAAAAGGAACCCCUCCCUCCUCCAAGGAAGACUCGAGCUGAGCUCAUGAAAGCGAUUGAUGCGGAGUAUUAUGGCUACAGGGAUGAAGAUGAUGGUGUCUUGGAGCCAUUGGAACAGGAACAUGAAAAACAAGUGAUAGCAGAAGCAAUGGAAAAAUGGAAAGUAGAGAGAGAGGCACGACUUGCAGGAAGUGACAAGGAGGAGGAAGAGGAAGAAAUAAACAUCUAUGCUGUCAAUGAUGAUGAGUCUGAUGAAGAAAGCGGCAAAGAAAAAGAAGGUGAAGAAGGCCAGCAGAAAUUCAUUGCUCAUGUUCCAGUGCCAUCACAACAAGAGAUUGAGGAAGCUCUUGUCCGGAGAAAGAAGAUGGAGCUUCUCCAGAAGUAUGCUAGUGAAACUCUCAUGGCACAGAGUGAAGAUGCUAAAAGACUUCUAGGAUUGUAGUAUCUCACUCCUAGGACUGUUGUCUCCUACCAUUGGAGGGGGGGGGGGAGAGGGAGUUUUACAAUCCAUCCGAACAGCAAUUAUUUUGAUCCCUUUUAAAUAUAGACUAAUAUAGACUCAGCAGCAACUGAGUCUCUGCUAAUGCUAAGAAUAAAAGAUUAUCUUCCUACAGCUUAUUUCCCACAUAGGUUUGUCCUCUCCUCUAUCUCCACUCUAAGGAAUGUAUUUAUUGUCCCUCAGGAUACGUCUAGACUGGCGUGUUUUUCCAGGAUACCAGCGGUAUCCCAGAAAAACUCCACUGCAUCCAGAGAACAUGUUUGCUCUUCUGCUUUUUUUGCGGAAGAGCAAACGCGCUUUUUCGGGGAGCCCUGUAUACCUACUUCUAUGAGGAAUAAGGGCUCCUCCGAAAGAGGAGGCUUUUCCGCCAAAUAGCGGAAAAGCCUCUUGGAAAAGCAAUUAAAAAAGCUACGCAAGUUGCAGAGCACAAUUUGUGUCGCUUUUUCUGAUGAAGGACUGUAGUCUAGACCUAGCCUUAGUUUAAUUAAAAAAAAAAAAAAAAUCAGCAAAACUAAGAAGUCCUCUUUCUUGUUUUCAUUACCUCCCCUCUUCCCCGGCUUGCAUUCAUUUCCCUUUCUCUGUAGAUGGAGAAUAGGGGUAGAAAAGCAAAUCAAAGAAUUUCCUCCUGCAGCCAGAGAAGAUGCCUUAGGAGUGACAUGACUGGCAAAUAUUUUUUUAUUCCUUCACAUUCUGACUAUUAAUUCUGCUCCAUGAUUGCUCUCCUAUAGUGAUGUUUAGGUGCAGGUCUACUAAUUAUAAACUGUUAAAAUAGCCUAUAACCUGUUAAUCUGAGAUGGUUUGAAAACAGCUUCCACGGCUAGUUCCUACACUUGAGAGAAAUCACUCUCAAAUUCUGAAGAACUCUCAACUAUGUGCCCAAACCGUGCAGUUUUCUUGUAGUCUAUGUAAAGCUUUUCUCCUGUUAUAAUUCAGCCUGUUCCUGGAUGGAUUGCUGGAGUGCUGGAUAUUUCAGCAGUUACUGUAAAUACUUUUUCACCUUUUCUAAUGAGUUACUCAGAUCUUUUUAAUAAAGCAUUUUAUACAAA
Molecule: messenger RNA, 2070 nt
Organism: Pelodiscus sinensis (Chinese soft-shelled turtle)
Lineage: Eukaryota; Metazoa; Chordata; Testudines; Trionychidae
Source: RefSeq, a predicted model, not a curated record